Messenger RNA from Linum trigynum, 5678 nucleotides. NCBI's taxonomy places the organism in Eukaryota, Viridiplantae, Streptophyta, Magnoliopsida, Malpighiales, Linaceae. The record is from the annotation of a GenBank genome assembly.
GACAUGUGUGGCAACCCAAUGUGGAGUGCAGGCUGGGAGCCUGGGACAUGGUGCUGGGGCUAAGACAAAUCCGACCAUCAAUUUCCCCACAUGUGACCUUGAAAGGGAAGGCUAUGAUUCAUCCGCUCUUAGUCAUGAGGGAGAGAUGCUAUUAUGCAAUGAAAAAAAAUUGCAAAGGUUCGGUGCAAUGUGCAUGAACGAAGAAAAAGGAGACCGAAAAAUGACAAAUCCUACAUCAAAAGAAAAAAAUAAAAGCACCUCCAAUAGUUCUAGUAGGUGUCUAUUGUCUGAGAAACCCCCAGAGCACAUUUUUAAUGAUCGGCCAACGGUAGUAGAUAUGGUCCUCAUACGAGAGUUUGUGCUUGCACAGUAGGAAGGUAGUAGCGUUCAUUCAUCCCAUAUACACUUAUCAAACCAAUGAAGAACUAGAAUGCAUACCUCAUUGAUUUUUCUAUUAUGUUGAAUUAGGUUUUAGUAGGUUUGUUGGGGGACAAGCAAACACCUAAGUGUGGGGGAGUUUGAUAACACCUAAAAUAGGUGUUAUCUAUCUUCUAUUCCCAAGCAUUUUCAUUGUUUUGGGCGAUUCAGAGACGUUCCAACUGGUCACGGCCGUGACCAUCGGGUCACGCCCUGGAGGCCUUAACUGCCAUCAGCUUUCUAUAAAUAUCCUUCUUGCUACACUUUUCAAAUGAGAGCUGCCUUGGGGUGAGAAAAUUAGGGUUUUGGAGUGAUUUAGAGAGAAAAACACCUUGGGAGAGCUUCAUUGAAGAUCAAAUCAACCCAAGGAGAAGGAGCUUGAUUACAUCACUCCCCUCUUCUAGUUUUUAUUUUCUUCUUCUCUCUAAUGACUUGAAUCUCUAAUGGUUGUUUAGGGUAGAUGAACCCUUGUUAUAGGUUGUGAAUAUUUGGUUUAUGAAUGAAUGAAUGAAUGUGUUUGUCUAGUAGAUUCUCAAUGCCAAUCUUUCCUAAAUGAUGAUGCUUGGGUAAGUCGCCAUAAUCUUCCCUCUUAGCCUAAUUUAUGCAACUGUGCUGGGUAAGGAGUUCUAGGGUUAGACGGGUAUGCGCCAUCUGGCGAGUUUAGGUUAGAUGUGGGAAUGGGGGCCUAUAGAGGUUGAGGCGACCAAACCCCUGUUAUAGGUAGCCUUCCUAGAUGAAACCUGGGAUGAAACUUCGGUGUGGACGGUGAAUGGUGUCCAUUGAAAUGAGCCAUGAGCUUAAAGCCCCAGAUAGGAUAGCCUAGAUUGAGGUGACUGAAACAUGGGUUUAGGAGAGGAGUACUUGGAGGCGUGUGGAUAACGACGAAGGCCCACGGAAAAGAGCUCACUCACCACAUUUGAUUAACCCUAGUUUACAACCUUAGCUAUGAGGAUUCUACCCUAGGCAACCAUCUUAUCUCUAGCGUACUCCCAACCACUUGUUUGGUUGUUUAAUUUGCCUUAGGAGUCGGUUAAUUUAGUUAAAACCCCUCACCAAACUUCCAUCCUGAUUAUAUUGUAGUUCAGAGCAAAGUAAUAAUACACUUAGGGAUCCCUCCGAAUACGACCGAGCCACUUUACUACAACCCUAUCUAGGUUGUACUUGGCUUAGUUAGGAUUGAAUAGAGAGUGUGGUUCGAGUUUAUAAAUUUAAAGCUAGAUCGUGCACCCGAGGAGCGAUCUCCUUUCUAGAUCUACAUGACAUUACUCUCCACCCCUCUUUACUCUUCCAACCCACCUUCUUUAAUCUCAAUUUCUAGCAUCUUUUGAGAAUGAUUUUUAGUUGCUUUUGGAUUCCUGACAUGUCCCCCAGUAGGGUAAGGUACACCUUUCUAUAUUUUAUGUUUUUAAUACUUUAUCUUGCCCAACAUGUGUUGAAUGCUUGGAACUUUGAAUGCUCAUUCUCUACCUAGAAUGACAUCUUUUUGGCAUGAGAUUGUAAAGAGAACCAUCUAUGUUAUUUUAGAAACCUUAGUGGGUUGUUCCCAUGCAUUUAUGACAUUUUGAAAAACCACCCACCAAGUGUUCGUAGAAAGUCCCCAACAACAUAUAGUUCAUUAUUUUCAACCCUUUUGAUUAGAUAUCAACUUCCUAGCAUGGGGGGUGACGAUCAUUGAUUGUUUUUAUAUUGAUUUAGUGAUAUCCUUAAUUACAUUAUCUUGGAGCUAUCCCUCUAUUUAAUUUCCCUCUCUUGCCAAAUUCUUAGUCUCACUUAACUGUGUGUGGUGGUGGGGGGGGGGGGGGGGGGAGAAUUUAGAGGUCUAAUGAUAGUUCAUUGGAAUGUUGCCUUUUUGUCAUGUUAUUGUUGGAUUGAUGGUUUGUGCAAAUGUGUACCACUUGCUUUGAAGGAUAAUAUACAAGACCAAAAAGGCAUGGCCCAUGGUGAGCGCUCAUCCUCUCACACCUCUCGUCUUCUCCAAAGUCAAAAGAAGAAAACAAGGAAAUCCAAAUCAAAAGAAAUUUUUAUAGAAGAGCCUCAUCCAACCUCACAUCUUCAACAUCCAUCAAGGAUACUCGAUUAAGAUGAUCAAGCAAUUGUAGAAGGCGGCGUUGAGCACAUCACUCACUACUUUUUGGAACAUAAAUGAGUAAUUCAAGAGCAAGCUUAUGUGGCUUCAAGGAUUACCUCUAGGCAAAAUUUCUUGUUUCAAUUGGACCCUUUUCGCCCAAAUCAGUUGCUCUAAAGUACGGAAGUUGGUAUGACUCAAGUUGCUCUCUAUUCAAGAACAUAUAUAUCGGGUGCUUCUUCUUGAGUUUAUCAGUACUCUUACUAUUCAAGAUAUGAGGGGUGCCACCGAACUUGAAGAUAACAUCCAGUUUCAACUCGGGGUAGAGCAUCGCCAUAUGUCGAUCCGGGAGUUCACUAGAGCGAUGGACAUUUACCCGACGAGUUUCAUUGAUUCAUCUGAUGACUUGCUACCUUGACAAGGGAAUCCGACGUCCCUUGUUUCAAGUCAUUCUAUGAGACUGAAGUCGAUAAACCCGAUAGUCGACAAUGGGAAGUGAAGUUAUCAAAAGCCAGUGAGGUGAAGCCGGAGUGGCGGCUCAUACACCACGUGAUUGCUAGAUCCGUUGGAGGAAGGAACCGGAGCAAGGGAAACCUAACUUCUCGAGACGUCACCUUGUUUCAUAGCAUGCAUCUUCCACGAUCUCUUCAUCUUGGGUUGUCUAUCUUAUCUAUAUUCAAGCGUUACGAGACGGAUCACUGACUUGUCGCACUUCACAGAGGAGUGUUUGUCACCCGACUUGCCAGAUAUUUCCAAGUUGACUUCGGAGGCGUACAAUUUCGAAUGGAUAGCAGGACCGCUCUUAUGUCCUUCGAGGUUUUGAAGUCAAAGUUUAAGAUGCUACACAUGAGCAAUGAUGGCAUUUGUGGGGUUCAAGGAUUCCCAUUUCCAACCACCAAUACUAUGGAGAUGGAAGGGACAAUUUUACGUCUUCCGAAAGUUAGAAUGGCUAGGGGCCGAAGAGGUUUGGCAACCGAGGAAGAUCAAUAAGAGAGUGUGCAUGAAGGAGGAGAGGCGCCUAUUCCCACUCUUCGGCCGAUUCACCCACCGAGCAACAAUGCAAGAGAUUAUAGGAUUGAGGUGAUGAUAGCUGCUAUCCUUCACAACCAACAGAGGGAUAGGGAAGCGCGGCUACAUAUCAUGGCGUCCGUGCACACGAUCAUGGAGAAGAUGAACAUUCCUAUCGAUGAUGUACCGAGCACAUUCAAGCGCUUCACCUCUCUAACACUCCUACAUGAUGAACAAGAAGGGCCCUCCGAUGAGGAAUGGGUUUUAGGCAUCCAGGGCCUACGUUCUAUCUUUUCUUUUUCUCAGCUUUUCUUGAUUUCAAAUUAAAACUAUGUUUAAUUAUUGCUUUAUUUUCUUUUUACUUUUCGUACUUUAAUUACUCUAGCACUAGUAGUAGUAUUAGUGCUUAUUAUUAUAUAUAUCGUACCUAUAACUCCUAUUCAUCUUCCUCUCUAUUUUAUGCACUCUAUUGUUGUGAAAACCACCAGGAAGACAAAGACUACACUUGUGAACCUUCACCAAACCACAACACGAUCUAUGGUAACAUUCACGAUCUUUUCUUUGGAAACUCCCAUAUUGAGGACAAUGUGUUGCUCAAGUGUGGGGGAUGUUUGUGUUUGUUUGAAUGUCUAUCAUGAUUGGUUGAACCGUUGAUUGUUAGUAUCCUCUAUUGUUUGUGAAUGUAAGACGUUGAUAAACACUUAUGGGAGUGGUGCUGGCAAUAGUUUUUAUGUUGUGGUGAUGAGUGGUGAAAUUUUAGUGUUUGGAACCAUGAAUGUUACACCCAAAUUUAUUCAAAUUUGAGGGUUCCAAAACACCUUGUCCUUGCAAUUACCUACUCGAUGUGCUUUGAAUUGAUUAGAUUGAUUGAUGUGUGGUGCAUCUUAGGUGAUAGUUGCAUAGUUUGAGUAUCAGUACGUGAGGGAUUCUACUACUUUAUUCCUCUUUUACAAUGCAGUCAAAAUCGGGAAUUUGAUUAUAAAAUCGUAGGAUUUUAGGAUUUUACUUAGGGAUUCCGAUUCUGAUUUUACUAUAAAAUCAGUGGACCUUAAAAUCGUUUAAAAUUGGGAUUAUAAUCGUAUGAGAACAAAAUAGGUGGUUUGAGCCAAUUCAAAAGAAGCAUAACCAUUUUGGCGGAAAGGCCAAUGAUGGGGAUCUUCUCAAAUAUAUAUCCUACUAAAAAAUUUUAAAAAAUAAAAAUAACAAAAUUAGAGCUCGGUCAAUCACUUUCCCUUUGCCCAUUUUAACUCAUCGGUAAAAUAGUUGUCAUAAUAUUGGAAGUACGUAAGAAUUAACAUCGUUAUUAAAUUAUUAAUUUAAUAAUAAAUAUAUCUGUACCAAGCCACUAACAUGAAUUAUUCUAUUGGAGUUCAAUUGUUCUUAGUUUUAAAUCAUGCUUAGUAGACGAUGUCGGAAUAUUACUUUGAGUUAAACUAUAUAGACACAACGUAAAAACAAGAGCCAAACCCCAUGACCUCUUUCCCUUUCUCGUGAAUUAUUUUGAGUUAGGCAUGAAAUAACAAUUAAAAUGAUGAUUUUGGAACAUUAAUCUUGGGAAUUAUCAUUUUAAAUGAUAUGUGUAUUUGUGGUAUUAAUGAUUUACCUUCUUAAUAUUAUUCUAUGUUAUGUUCUAUAUGGUACUUAAAAUCCUACGAUUUUAUGAGUCGAUUUUAAGAUUCCGAUUUUACUCUAGUUUUCGAUUUUAGGUAAAAUCUCGAUUUUGAUUACAUUGCUCUUUUGUGAGUCGAUAAUGUUUGCUACCUUAGGAAGGCAUUGUGCGCGGGAUUCUCACCUUUGUGUGAACUAGGAACUUUUAUUAUUUGUGCUUAAGAAAAGGAAAAGAGGUUCUCACGUGAGUGGCAACCGGGGAAAGAAUUCAGAUAGCUUUAUUGCAUCCCGAUCAUCUCUUACUAUUUACCGCUCCCCAAACACCUCUCCUCCUCACGGAAUUGUAUGUUAAGGACCGAAGGUACCUUUUAGCGAUUCACGAGACCUCAUAGCUCUCGUUUGUACCUGACAUGUGUGGCAACCCAAUGUGAGGUGAGGGUUGGGACAUGGUGUUGGUGCUAAGAUGAAUCCGACCAUCAACUUCCCCACAUGUGACCAUGAAAGGGAAGGCUAUGAUUCAUCCACUCUUGGCCAUGAGGGAGAGAUGCUAGUAUGCAGUGAAGAAAAUUGCAAAAGUUUU